Ctenocephalides felis (cat flea) is the source of this 3112-nucleotide messenger RNA. RefSeq names its product transportin-3 (gene Tnpo-SR). Gene Ontology annotation, cellular component: cytoplasm; nuclear membrane. Gene Ontology annotation, molecular function: small GTPase binding. NCBI's taxonomy places the organism in Eukaryota, Metazoa, Arthropoda, Insecta, Siphonaptera, Pulicidae. Gene Ontology annotation, biological process: protein import into nucleus. The record is from RefSeq and is a predicted model, not a curated record.
UAUGAAACUGUUAUUUUCAUUGAAAUGCCGUGAAUAAUGUUGUAAUAUCUACGAAAUGAUAUUUUGCAUACAAUUAUAUAUAACCUAAAAUGUACUGAUGUAUUAUUAAUUUUGUUAUCUCAGUUUAAAAUAAUUAAAUUUAUAAUUAUAAUAUAAUAAAUAUAGCAAAAAUGGAAGGGGUACCGUCUCUGGAAACGGUAUAUCAGGCUAUUUACACUCUAUAUAAUAAUCCUCAAACUGUAGAAAAAGAAAAGGCGUCGCAAUGGCUCGAACAAUUACAAAAAUCGGUUUAUUCAUGGAAGGUGGCUGAUGAAAUACUGCAAGAGAAAAGAAAUCUCGAAUCUUGUUAUUUUGCAGCGCAGACUAUGCGAUCUAAAGUUCAACAAUCAUUUCAUGAACUACCUUUAGAAUCACAUAUAUCAUUGCGAGAUUCUCUUAUAGAGCACCUUGGACAGGUUAAUGAGGAAACUAAUACUGUUAUUGUAACCCAGCUAUGUUUGGCACUAGCAGAUUUGACAUUGCAAAUGACGACAUGGAAAUCUGCAAUACCUGACCUUAUUAAUAAAUUCUCUGCAUCAAAUUUAUAUACUCUUGUGAUUUUAAUGAGAGUAUUACCAGAAGAAAUUAAUUCCAGAGCCUUGCGUCUUGGUGCUAACAGACGGCAAGAAGUAAUAUCAGAAUUAAGUUCUCAAUCAUUAUCAGUCAUAGAAUUCUUAAAUAUGAGCCUAAUGAAUUAUAACAAUAAUGAACAAAUUAUUGUACAAAUAAUCAAAUGCUUCACAUCAUGGAUCUCUGUGCAAGUAGUCAGUUUAACAGAUAUAUCUAGUAAUGCUGUUAUUAUGAAAGCAUGUAUGGUAUUGACUUGUAAUGAUUCUUCAUCUAAUAUUCAUGAUGCUGCUACUGAUUUAAUUUGCAUGAUUCUUCAAAGUAUAAUGGAAAAAAAUGAUCGUAAUGAACUGACAAAAUUGGAGAUGGAAUUGUUUACAGGAAUAAUUAGAUUAGAAGACUGUUAUCACAUGUCUGUAGCUCAUGAAAAUAUUGAGAAAUCCUUAAAUUAUAGCCGAAUAUUCACAGAACUGGCAGAUUGUCUGUUUGAUAAAAUUAUAAAUGAAUCUACCGACCCUGCAAAUCCUUAUUUUGCAUUGAAGAUUUUGGAUUUAGUUUUAAUUUGUGUGGGUCAUCAUGAUUAUGAAGUGGCUGAAGUGACUUUCAAUUUAUGGUUUAGAUUGGGUGAAGAUAUUUUCAAUCGAGAUUCUCGAGUUCUAAAUUCAAUAUUUGCCCCAUAUGUGGAUCGGUUAAUUAAUGCUCUAAGAAAACAAUGCCAAAUGGAUUCAGACUUCGAAGGACUCUUAGAGGAAGGAGAUGAUUUUUAUGACUUUAGAUUGAAAGUACGAGAUUUAAUUAAAGAUGUAGUUUUUAUAAUGGGUUCAAGUACUUGUUUUCGUCAGAUGUUCACAUUGAUACAAGAAACUGGUGAUAGUUGGGAUUCUAUAGAAGCUGCUUUAUUUAUUAUGCAAGCAGUCGCUAAAAAUAUUUUACCAGAUGAAAAUGAGGUAGUCCCAAAAGUUGUGGAAGCAAUUAUGAAUUUACCAGAAAAUACUCAUGUUCAAGUGAGGCAAACAUCUAUUAUUUUGUUAGGCGAAUUAUGUGAUUGGAUAGAAGUGCAUUCGGAAUCUUUACAACCUAUUUUGAAUUUUUUAUUAUAUAGUCUCCAACAAAGUGGAAUAGCUAAUGCUGCAGCAACUGCUUUGCAAAAUAUUUGCUCAGCUUGCAGAACUCAUAUGGCAGUUCAUAUAUCAGGAUUAAUUCAAAUUGUAAAUGCAUUGGAUUCCUUCCAAAUAAAAAAUUCUGGUGGAAUUGGUUUAUUGAAAGGUGUGGCUGUUAUUAUAGGAAGACUGCCUAAUGAUCAAAUACCUGGAGUUAUGAAAGAUAUUUGUAUGGUUCAAGCUACUCCACUGUCGAUAUUAGUAGAAAAUAAUGUAGCCAUUUGUAAAGACACAAAAGCUGAUCCCACACUAUGGCUUGAUAGAAUUGCAGUUAUAUUUCGUAAUACAAAUCCAUUAGUAAAAACGAAUGAGGAGCAUCCUUGUUUACCAAUUUUGACUGAAUUGUGGCCACUAUUUAUCAAAGUAUUUGAAAAAUAUCAAAGUGAGCUAAGAGUAAUGGAGCGAUGUUGCCGUUGCAUUCGUUUUGCUAUAAGAUGCAUAGGAUCACAAGCAUCUGUAAUUUUAGUACCUUUAGCCAAACAAAUGGUUUGCCAGUAUAGAAAAUAUCAGCACACUUGCUUUUUAUAUUUGGGAAGCAUUUUAGUUGAUGAGUUUGUCAAGAUGAAAAAUUGUGCAAAUUGUCUCAUUGAAAUGUUGGAGUCAUACAUAGAACCUACUUUUCAAAAGUUGCAAACUUCAAAUGGCUUAAAGGAAAAUCCAGAUACAGUAGAUGAUUUUUUUCGUCUGUGCACAAGAUUUUUACAAAGAGCUCCAGUUAAAUUUUUGCAGUCGCCUGCUGUGCAUCCUAUUAUUGAAUGUGCUCUUACUGCUUGUACCUUGGAUCAUAGAGAUGCAAAUGCGUCUGUUAUGCAAUUCUUCUGUGAUUUGAUAUUUGCUGGUCGUAAUGUAUCCAAACCUUAUGCUGACAUUCGAAGAAAUCUUGUGGGAAACAUUAUACAGCAGCACGGUCAAGCGCUAGUCCUAAAUCUGAUUCAUAGUAGUAUAUUCACUUUACAUUCAUAUAUGUUGGCUGAUGUAGCCAAUGUAUUUCUGGAAUUGAUCAGUUCUGAUAGACCGGCCACACAGAAUUGGGUGGUUCAAGCCGUUGAUGCAUUACCACAAAGACAAAAUGGUAUUAUUACUGCAACUCCUCAGCAAUUACAUGAUUUUCAAGCUGUGUUUGCAAAAGCUGAAACUCCAAAACAAAUUAGUAUUGCAUUAAGAGAACUUGCACGUCUAUAUUGCUAAGAAUUUUGUAUCAAAUUAAUACAAGAAAAUAAUAGUUUUUAAUUUUCACUUGACAACGUACUAAUUUGUUGUUAGUACUAUAAGAAUACUAUUAAUUAGGAACAUGUUAUUGAAAGAAUGUAGAUAUUUCAAUGAAAUAAGCCAAUUCAAAGAUAUUA